CGAACGCAGCCGUUAACGAAUAACGAUACGUGCAAUAGUUGAGGUUAAGAAAUGGAGGACUUUGUUUUUAUUAAUAAAGAGGAUACAGACAGUGAUUCUACACCACUUAAAAAGGCAAAAUCACAUCGAAUGCAAAAAUUUAGAAACAUUUGGCUUACACAAGAAGAGUAUAAAUUGUGGCUUGCAAAAGUUCCGAAUGAUCUUUACAAAGCAAAAUGUGCUGUGCAAUACAACAUUCACGGCAGAGAUGACAGUAAUAAAAAAUCAUUUAAAAGCACAAAGCCAUCAACGUAGAUCCAUUCAGACCUCACAACAAAAAAUAAAAAAAUUUAGGAGUGAUUCAAGUUCUGACAUAUCGAUUAAAAUGAAAGAAGCGACAAGAAGAUUUGAAAUAAAAUUAUGUGCAUUUAUAGCAUAUAUAGCAGAACAUAAUAUUCCAUUGAGAGUAUUGGAUCAUUUAACACCUUUAAUCCAAAAUAGUGUGACUGAUUCUGAUAUAGUAAAAAAUAUGCAAUUGAAGUCUACCAAAGGAAUAGCAAUAAUAAAAAACGUACUUGGUAGUACGGAAAAAAGAAUGUUACAAACUAAAUUGAGAUAUAGUUUAUUCAGCAUUCUGAUCGAUGAAUGUACCGAUAUUGCUGCAAUGAAAUCAAUAUGUAUUGUUAUCAGAUUUUUUGAUGAUGAAGAAGGUCGAGUGGUCAGUCGUCUUUGGGAUAUCUGCCAAAUUUUUAAUGAAGAUACACAUGAAGCAUCCGCAGAUCAUCUUUUCAACGUUGUAAUUACGUGUUUCAAGAAAUAUCAAAUUUCAUUCAACAAUGUCAUUGGCUUUGCAUCGGAUGGAUGCAAUACUAUGAUGGGAGAACACAAUUCAGUAGCAUCAAGAAUUCGUACAGUGUCCUGGAAUAUUUAUUUUUAAAUGUAUAUACCACUCUUUACAUCUUUGUGCUAGUGAAGCUUGUAAAGUUGCCACGGGCGUGUGAGGAUUUAGCACGUAAUGUAUAUAAUGAAUUUAAAAAUAGUGCAAAAAGGAUACAUCAGUUUCAA
Nylanderia fulva is the source of this 1044-nucleotide messenger RNA. NCBI's taxonomy places the organism in Eukaryota, Metazoa, Arthropoda, Insecta, Hymenoptera, Formicidae. The record is from RefSeq and is a predicted model, not a curated record.